Molecule: messenger RNA, 831 nt
Organism: Telopea speciosissima
Lineage: Eukaryota; Viridiplantae; Streptophyta; Magnoliopsida; Proteales; Proteaceae
Product: alpha carbonic anhydrase 1, chloroplastic-like
Exons: 6
Coding region: 19-831 (270 amino acids)
Molecular function (GO): zinc ion binding; carbonate dehydratase activity
Source: RefSeq, a predicted model, not a curated record
UCCAUCGAUCCCCCAUUAAUGGCACUCACAGGCGCCGUUUUUGUCGUCGGGAUUGCAUUACUGAUAGCUGCCCCAUUAACCCAGCAGCAUGAGGUUGUGCAGUUUAGUUACAGUGGAGCAACAGGUCCGGGCAACUGGGGGAGCUUGAGUCCAGAUUUCAGCGCAUGUUCCACCGGAAAGCUUCAAUCUCCGGUGAACAUUGUGAAGAAGGAUGUCGUCGAUAAUCACAAGUUGCCACCUUUGACCAAAGUUUACGAAGAAAGCAACUCUACAUUGAUUAACUAUGGCUUCAGUAUUGGGCUGCAAUAUGAAAACAACGCUGGGGUGUUGAUUCAAGAUGGCAAGAACUACACCUUGAAGAAAAUUGAUUGGCAUUCCCCUUCCGAACACACAAUUAAUGGUCUCCGGUAUCCUUUGGAGCUCCAAAAAAUUCACGUCUCCGAUGACGGCCACAUCUCCGUGGUGGCAGUCCUCUACAAUUAUGGUCAUGUCGAUCCAUUUCUCGUUCAGUUAAGGAAGGAGAUUACACAAUUGACCAAGGAGGUAUGUGGAGAGGAUGAAGAAGUUCACAUCCCUGUAGUUGAACUGGGAAGUAAGUACUUGAAGCGCAAAGCUGUCAAGUAUUACAGAUACGUUGGUUCUCUCACCACUCCUCCAUGCACAGAGAAUGUUACCUGGAGCAUCCUUAGCAAGGUGAGAGACGUUAGCAAGGAGCAGGUUGAAGCUCUGAAAGCUCCAUUGGAUGGAUCAUGCAAAAACAACGCAAGGCCUGUGCAGCCUCUUAAUGGACGUUCGAUUGAGUUCUACGAUGCGAACAGUGGAAAAAACUAA